CGUUGCUAUGGUAACGACAGUUUACCUCCCAGUUGCGUUGCGACUAUCGGGUGUCCCGCUAGCAGCAGAUACUGUAAUAGGAAAUAUAGGACUAGGAAACCUUAGCUGACCUCACAAGAAACUGUCACAAUUUGAAAUAUAAGGACUAGAAGUUGCAAACACGACAUUUACGUCCAUGAGCAGGUUACAGUGUCUGGGAACAUCCUCCACCGGUUCACAGAAGCAGCCGGCAGUAGAGAUCACCCCUCCUCAUGCUGAGACCCACAAACCAAAUGAUCCGGUGGGGGGAAAGACAGUCACUGAUAAAACUUGCAGGAGUGUUCCUGCUCAUGCACCGCCUUGUUCUGUACAGGAUUCAGAGCCUGAGAAUAGAAAUGUGCUGAAUACAGAAGUGUGUGUUCCAAAAGAAUCCAUCAACAUAACACCAAGGGUUAAAGGGAAAGUCCACUUCACUGCAGUGCCUGAUAAACAGCUGAAAACAAAAGAGUCACCAGACUCAGUGGCAACAGGAGGACCGAUACAGGCUCCUCCACCAAUUGAACCUCUCCCCAUGCAUAAGGCAAAUAUGGAAGAUGAACAAGCAGAGGAAGAGGAUGAUGAAGACCGGAAGGCUCCAGUGGAGCUGUUAGUUGAGUUCCUCCAGGCUGUGAAGGACAGAGACUUGCAGCUGGCCAGCAAACAGUGUCAGAUGAUUCUCUUCUAUGAACCAGACCAUCCUGAGGCCUCACAGUUUCUCCCGCUGAUCCAGAAGAAGCUGUUGGAGGAGCAAGAAGCAGAGGAGAACACAGAGGAAGAAGAAGAUGGUGAUGCUGAUGAUUCUGAUGACUCUAGAAGUGAUGAGGAGUCCUCUCUGAGCUCAAGUGUAUGGUCUUCAUCUUGCUCCUCUUCUUCACUAGCUGGUGAGGAGGAAGAAGAAAGGUGGGUGAACAAACAAGAGCCAAGUCCUCCUUUUAACACUUCCUCCUAAAUCUGUUGCACCUAUCCAGCAGAAGCAAUGUCAGGUCCUGUCAACAGAGACCUCUGCUGAUCCAGCAUCUUGUUACUUUAUUUCAGUCUAGAAUAUUACUGCUGACCGUCACAGUCAUUGUGCAUUUUGUAGAUGUUGUGACAAACAUGUGUUUUGUCUUUUUUUCAUAUUUCACCUGCAAGUAAAAUUUUACUGUGGACAAA
Messenger RNA from Monopterus albus (swamp eel), 1170 nucleotides. RefSeq names its product glutamate-rich 2 (gene erich2). The record is from RefSeq and is a predicted model, not a curated record. Bases 176 to 967 code for a protein of 263 amino acids. Lineage: Eukaryota; Metazoa; Chordata; Actinopteri; Synbranchiformes; Synbranchidae. The transcript is spliced from 12 exons.